UUUGAAUACAAUUUUUUUACAUAUAAAGUAAUAUAUAAUUAUCAAGACACCAAUUUAAAAAAUAAAAACAACGCUUUACUAAAUUUUGUCUUAACUAGGAAGUUCAGAGGUGUCAUAUGACCUGGAAAAAUGGCAGCCGUGCAGUGGCGUUCUCGUGGGCGCCACUAUGACGCAGAGCUGCAGAGAUGCCAUCUUGAGGCGUCGCCACUCGAGUUUGGAGACUAUCAUCCCCUCAAACCCAUCAUGGUUACAGAUACAAAGACCCGUCGUGGAACCCGCAAAGGCAGCACUUCCUCCUCUUCAUCUUCUUCUUCCUCAGCACCCCCGGACCCCCUCAGCUCCAUGCUGGAUGGGACCGACCCCUUGUCCAUGUUUGCCGCAGCCUCGGCCAGUGAGCCUCCACCCAUGUCAGGCAGCAGCUCCACGGGGGAGCUUGGGAGAAAGCGGAGAGAGAAGGAGGAAGAGGCAGUGGGACCAGACUUUGAACCUUGGUCAUCGAAGCGAGGAGAAAUCCUGGCCAGGUUCACAACCACGGAAAAGCUCUCCAUUAAUCUUUUCAUGGGCUCUGACAGAGGAAAAGCUCCCAGUCCGGGAUCAUCGGCUGUUUCAGAGAAAGUUCGCACUCGCCUGGAGGAGCUGGAUGAUCUGGAGGAGGGUUCCCAGAGAGAGCUGCUGAACCUCUCCCAGCAGGAUUAUGCCAACCGCAUCGAGGAGCUGAACCAGUCCCUGAAGGAGGCCUGGGCCUCUGACCAGAAGGUCAAAGCUCUGAAGAUCGUCAUCCAGUGCUCCAAGCUUCUGUCCGACACCUCGGUGAUCCAGUUCUACCCCAGCAAGUUUGUUCUCAUUACAGACAUCCUCGACACUUUCGGCCGUCUGGUGUUCGACAGAAUCUGGACCAUGUGUUCAGACCCCAGACCCUUAACUGAUUCCUUCACAGCUGAAGAUGUGAAUGACACAGCCAAGGAGACCUGCCUCAACUGGUUCUUCAAGAUCGCCUCCAUCAGAGAGCUGCUGCCCCGACUAUAUGUCGAAGCUGCUAUCCUCAAGUGCAACCGUUUCCUCAACAAGUCCGGCAUUCAGGAGACCCUCCCUCGCUUGACAGCCAUGAUCAGAGGGAUUGGGGAUCCGCUGGUGGCUGCAUACACCAGAGCUUACCUCUGCAGGGUGGGAAUGGAGGUGGCCCCCCACCUGAAGGACAGCCUGAACAGAAACUUCUUUGACCUGCUCGCCACCUUCCGGCAGAUCAGCAGCGAGAGCAUCCAGAACCAGCUGGUCAUCCAGAGGGUGGAGGUACCAGAGUACCUGACUCUCUACUCUCCAGCCAUCAACUGGAUCCUGCAGUGUAUCGCCUACAGAGCUCCAGAGCCACUGCUGACGGAGAUGAUGGAGAGGUGCAAGACGCUGGCAAAUAAUGCCUUGCUCCUGAAUUCAGUAAUGAGGGCGUUCAGACCAGAGUUUGUUGCAGCCAGGGCUACUGACUUCAUCGGUAUGAUCAAAGACUGCGAUGAGUCCGGCUUCCCAAAGAAUUUGUUGUUUGGCUCUUUGGGUCGCAGCCUGGCCUGCGCAGAUCCUCCAGAGUCCGAGAGGCUCACAAUCCUCAACGAAGCCUGGAAGGUCAUCACCAAAGUCCGCAGCCCGCAGGAUUACAUCAACUGUGCUGAAAUCUGGGUGGAGUUUACCUGCCGACACUUUACUAAACGUGAGGUCAACACGGUUCUGGCUGACAUCAUCAAACACAUGACCCCAGACCGAGCGUUCGAGGAAGCCUACCCUCAGCUGCAGUCAGUGAUCAGGAAGAUCCUCACCUACUUCCAUGACUUCUCUGUUCUUUUUUCCAUGGAGCGCUUCCUGCCGUUCUUAGACAUGUUCCAGAAAGACAGCGUGAGGGUGGAGGUUUGCAAAUCCAUCAUGGAGGUCUUCAUCAAAAACCAGGUGGAACUCACUAGAGACCCGGUCAUCCUCAAUGCCAUGCUGCACAUCUGCAAGACCAUGCACGACUCUGUCAACGCGCUUACUCUCGAGGACGAGAAAAGAUCUUUAGCUCUGCUGAUCAUCGGCUUCAUCCGGAUGGUCUCCUUCGGUCGCGACUUUGAGCAGCAGCUGAGUUUCUGCGUGGAGGCCAGAGCCACCUUCUGUAACCUGGAGCCAGUGCUCGUGCAACUAAUUCAUACGGUGAACCAGCUGGCCAUGGAGACUACAAGGGUGAUGAGAGGGAGUCACUCCCGAAAAACUGCUGCUUUUGUCAGAGCAUGUGCUGCCUACAGUUUCAUCACCAUCCCGUCUCUCAGCAGCAUCUUUAGUCGUCUUAACCUCUAUCUGGUGUCUGGUCAGGUUGCGUUGGCCAACCAUUGUCUCUCCCAGGCUGAUGCUUUCCUGAAGGCAGCGGUCAGUAUUCUUCCAGAGGUUCCUCGCUCCAUCAGCGUUGAGGGGAAACUUCGCUCCUCAGAAAGCUUCUUGUUAGACUUCAUCAACAACUUCUUGGCCACGUUGCUUGUUGUCCCGGACCAUCCAGAGCAUGGGGUGCUCUACUUAGUCCGCGGUCUGCUCAACAUGGUCCAGGAUUACACCUGGGAGGAAAACGGUGAUGCAAAAGUGCGAGUUUAUAUCAGUGCUCUGCCGUUGCUGGCUGCCAUGAGCCAGGAAACCUAUCUUUAUUCUAUCCCCAAAGUGGACUCCAAUGAGACACUGUAUGGAGGCGACCCCAAGUUUCUAUCAGAGAUCAACAAGCUAUGUGAGACCCUGAUUGGACAGAUCCUGGACCAUUUAAAGACGCUCGCUCGGGAUGAGCAGAGCACUCGUCGCCAAAGCUCUCUGGCCUUCUCUCUGUUCGGUGUCCUGUUGGCUCACGGUGAUCUGAGGAACAACAAGCUGAGCCAGCUGGCCAUCAACCUGUGGAACCUCAGCCACAAACACGGAUACUGCGAGACUCGCGUCUCUGUUCGGACUCUGGAGUACGUCAAACAUCAGGCUCAACAACCCGACAUGGCUCACUUGUCAGAUACAGUCCAGAGGCUCGCACUACAGUCCCGUACCUGAACCCCCCCAAGCUUAGAAAUGUUCAACUGAUCACUUUGUUGUAAAUAGAAACUAACAAGAAGCCUAAAGUCGCCACCUUAAAGCUGUUUGUAUGAGGAUGUGAAUGAAUUAAAAAGUCCUUUUGGUUGAUGUA
This is a messenger RNA of Melanotaenia boesemani (Boeseman's rainbowfish), 3169 nucleotides long. RefSeq names its product VPS35 endosomal protein sorting factor like (gene vps35l). Gene Ontology annotation, cellular component: endosome. The record is from RefSeq and is a predicted model, not a curated record. The coding region runs from base 130 to 3036 and encodes 968 amino acids. Gene Ontology annotation, biological process: endocytic recycling. The transcript has 30 exons. NCBI's taxonomy places the organism in Eukaryota, Metazoa, Chordata, Actinopteri, Atheriniformes, Melanotaeniidae.